Molecule: messenger RNA, 1356 nt
Organism: Trichosporon asahii var. asahii CBS 2479
Lineage: Eukaryota; Fungi; Basidiomycota; Tremellomycetes; Trichosporonales; Trichosporonaceae
Exons: 1
Coding region: 1-1356 (451 amino acids)
Biological process (GO): tRNA wobble uridine modification
Cellular component (GO): elongator holoenzyme complex; transcription elongation factor complex; cytoplasm
Source: RefSeq, a predicted model, not a curated record
AUGCCAGCCAAACCAACAGGUAUCGGGUCGCUCGACGAGCUGCUCUCCGGCGGUCUCGUCGGAUCCACGCUCCUCCUGCACUCCGACCCGCACACGCAGUGGGGCCGUUUGGUCGCGCGGCACGUGCUCUCGAAGGGUCUACUUGCCCGCGAGUCCGUCGUGCUGAUCGCCGACGACUAUUCAGACUGGACGCGCUCCUUGCCCUGGGUCGAGGAAUCGUCUUUGCAGACUCCGGGAAGAAAGACGGGGGACGAGAGCGAGUCCGAGGGCGAGCUGGACGGCAACGAAAGGCAAGGGGAUUCGCGGAUUGCGUGGCGGUACGAGAAUCUGCCCAAAUUCAAGACGACGAGCGGGCAGACGUCCCUCUCCACUGCUAUCUCGAUGCCCCCCGACACACAGAGGGGAUAUGAGAAGGCUGGCGCGCUGCAAUACCUCGAUCCGGCGCCUUAUGUCGGCAAGGGCGUCGAGGGCCUUCUGAGGAAGAUUGAGGAGAUGGCGCCGGCUCGUUUGAUUCUGGAGAUGGGCGACUGGAGCUUAGGUCUGACGGGGGACGAGAUCCGCCGUCUCCUCCUGGGCCUGAAGACGCUGAGUCGCGGCCGGGUUUCGUUGACAGUCAUGCCAACGACGCCGCCGAUGCCGCCGAUGUCCACCGCCUCGACCUCGUCAGCAAGCUACUCCUCAUACACCCCCGACGCCUCUUCCGAAUCCUCCUGGCUCGCCAGUCUGCCGGGACUCACAGACGCCACCCUCCUCCUCGAAGGCUUCGGGACGGACCCGACCCUCCUCCAGGCCUAUCACCCACUGCACGGCUUCCUCCGCCCCAUCCUCCUCCCCGCGGUCGGAUCCCUGCUCGCACCGAGUUAUCGCAAGUCGGAGCUCCUAGGCUUGCAGGCGGGCGAGAACAAUCUCGGCUUCAGGCUCAAGCGCAAGCGCUUCGUGGUCGAGACGGUGCACCUUGGCAUUGAGGGGGGGAGUAAUGAGCGCCGCACAGGGCCGGUGGAGAAGAGGGUCGUGGCGACGGAGGAGAUUGGCCCGGGCCCCAGUCUCGCAGAGACUGAAGGGAUCGAGGGAACCGAGGGCACCGAGGGGUCCUCGAGGACGGAGGGGAUCGAGCGGGCCGUCGCCGAAGCGCCCGUGGAGAUCUCGGGCGGUAUCGACAGCCCACGACGGGCUGGCACCGAGGGAGAAGGAGACGGAGUGGGCAAGAGCGCCCUCGCUGGAGCGCCCGGGGCUAAGGCGAAGAAGAAGAAGGUCUCGGUGCGGUUUGGAGGCGACGAUAACGAACCGCCCGUUAAACACAGACAUACCCCGCGGGUCGAGAUUCGGCAUGAUAAGCCCGAGUUGUUCGAGUUCUGA